AUGAAAGCAGAAGAAUUCAAGUUUUAUGCCAAAGAUGGUGUAGAAAUUUGCAUUGCCACUCCUGGUCGCCUGAUUGACUUUUUGGAAGCUGGUAAAACUAAUUUACGACGUUGCACUUAUCUUGUGUUAGACGAAGCUGAUCGUAUGCUCGAUAUGGGUUUUGAACCGCAGAUUCGGAAGAUUGUCGAACAAAUAAGAGUAUAUAAAGUAACAGAACAUAAUAGACCAAAGAGAAUUCAAUUAGUACAAAAUAAAGAUUUUAAAGUUUUGUUGGACACAGUCUAUUUGAUAAUACAUGAAAGAUACUUUGUCUUUAAUGGUGCCUGCCAUAAGCAGAAACAUGGGAUCUUCUGUGGCUAUCCAAUUGUAGGAUUUGUAACAGAAUUAGUGAUGUGA
This is a messenger RNA of Centruroides sculpturatus (bark scorpion), 396 nucleotides long. Its product is annotated as ATP-dependent RNA helicase DBP2-like. NCBI's taxonomy places the organism in Eukaryota, Metazoa, Arthropoda, Arachnida, Scorpiones, Buthidae. Gene Ontology annotation, cellular component: cytoplasm; nucleus; ribonucleoprotein complex. The coding region runs from base 1 to 396 and encodes 131 amino acids. The transcript is spliced from 3 exons. Gene Ontology annotation, molecular function: RNA binding; ATP binding; RNA helicase activity. The record is from RefSeq and is a predicted model, not a curated record.